ACGGAUUCAUUAUGUCUUCUGGAGGUCUUCUUCUCCUGCUGGGACUCCUCACCCUCUGGGCAGAGCUGACCCCCGUCUCCAGCCAGGACCGUCCAAAGCUUUGUCAUCUUCCUCAUGAGGCCGGACCAUGUCAAGUGUAUAUCCCUCGCUUCUACUACAACUCGGCUUCAAACAAAUGCCAACAGUUUAUUUAUGGUGGAUGCCAGGGAAAUGCCAACAAUUUUAAGACCAAAGAUGAAUGCCACUUCACCUGUGUUGAAAAACCUGGAGUGUGUCCCCAGGGCCCUCAAAAACAUCCUUGUCUUGCGAAGUGUCAAAAUGACUGGAAUUGUCCUGGGAUGCAGAAGUGUUGCCGUUAUGGUUGCCUGACUGAGUGCAAGGAUAUUCUCUAUGAGACGCAUGCAUCACCAACAAGGAGACCCACCAGAAUUGGAACUACUGUACGAACUUGACCCAAAGAGCCUUCUUCUGUCCUGGACCACCCUGGAGACCCUCCCCCCAAAACCCACCCUGGGCUCAUUCCUUCUUCUCUGCAAUAAAAGUUUGGUUCCAGCUGC
This is a messenger RNA of Pantherophis guttatus, 557 nucleotides long. Lineage: Eukaryota; Metazoa; Chordata; Lepidosauria; Squamata; Colubridae. The record is from RefSeq and is a predicted model, not a curated record.